Molecule: messenger RNA, 766 nt
Organism: Lactuca virosa
Lineage: Eukaryota; Viridiplantae; Streptophyta; Magnoliopsida; Asterales; Asteraceae
Source: the annotation of a GenBank genome assembly
AUGAUUUGGUGUUGUUUCCCUCUGAAGAACAUCCGUUACAGCAAUCCCUAUUUACGACAACAAGAAAUUAGGGUUCAUAUCCCUCAUUUGAAAACAAGGACUAAAAUGGCAUUGGGUAGGAGUUACAGCUUAGGGUUAGUAAAACGCACGAGUUCAUUUGGUAGGAAGAGGAUUCUGAUUUUGAACGAAAUGGAUAUCGAUUCUAUCGAUACGAUUUCGCCCACGAAGAAACGAUCAAUGGGAAACAGUUUCAGUGCCAGUCGAUCGUUGCUGGAAGCUCUGCCUCAGGAUAUUCUCAUUAGGGUCUUGUGUGGUGUAGACCAUGAUGAUCUGAAGAGGCUGUUUCAUGUAUCUAAACCGAUUAGAGAAGCUGCUAUUAUAGCAAAGAAACUGCAUUUUGAAUAUAAUACACCAAAAAAGAUCCCUGCUUUUAGAUCCACCAUAGAACCAUCAUCACUUGAGUUUGAUGAAAUUGGAGCUCCAAGACAAUUGAGAGUAGCUCGUUCUCGAUUGGAUAGAAAAAAACUGGCUUCCAUUUCGGUUGCCUUAUUUACUUCUGAUGCUGAAGAUGAAGUGUUUUCAAGGAGGAAUUUGUAGAAAGUAUCAACUUUUUUGUAAAUAGAGAGGAAAGAUAGAGAAGAUGAUGUUGUUUAUAGAAGCAAUUUAGGGUUCUUCAAUUGUUCCAUUGAAGAUUAUGGGGUUUUGUGGUUGUACAUUUACGAAAGAAAGCAUAGACACUAGUCAGUGUAGUGAUAUUUAUGAAGAU